AUGCUGGCCCGAGAAAGAAAUAAUUUAAUCCAAGAAAAAUAUUUGACGAUUGUCGAACAUAAUCUAAAAACAGCAAAGUUUACCCUUAAUAACCUUCCUGCACAAGCGGUCCAUUCCCGAAUUACUUCUGGUCUAUUGCCCUUAGCCACUUUAAAAAGUUUCGUUCAAGAGAAAAUGAAUUAUGAAUUGGUGCUACGAGAGGAAAAAUUUUUACAUUUUUGUCAAGAAAUAAAAGAGAUUCUGGAAAAGAAAAAAAUUACCGUUUCCAUGCACUCAUCCCAAUUUUUUAGUUUGGCUUCUGAUGACAAGACGAUAAGGGAAAAUUCCCAAGCUGAGUUAAUUUAUUAUGCGAACAUUUUAUCAUUAAUAGCAAAAGAAUUUAUUAUCACUAUCCACCUUAAUUCCAAAUGGGAAUUGGUUGAGCAACUGGGAGAAGAAAAAUAUUUGCAAUGA
Molecule: messenger RNA, 453 nt
Organism: Racocetra fulgida
Lineage: Eukaryota; Fungi; Glomeromycota; Glomeromycetes; Diversisporales; Gigasporaceae
Source: the annotation of a GenBank genome assembly